Molecule: messenger RNA, 6316 nt
Organism: Camponotus floridanus (Florida carpenter ant)
Lineage: Eukaryota; Metazoa; Arthropoda; Insecta; Hymenoptera; Formicidae
Gene: Jarid2
Product: protein Jumonji
Exons: 13
Coding region: 362-6001 (1879 amino acids)
Biological process (GO): chromatin remodeling
Cellular component (GO): nucleus
Molecular function (GO): DNA binding; histone demethylase activity
Source: RefSeq, a predicted model, not a curated record
UAUGUGUAUUCGUGCCACAGAUCGGGAGAGAUCAUGUCAUGGUAUUUAAUUUUAAUUUGACAUAAUAAAUUAUGACAAACAAUUGGGCUCGAGCAAAAAAUGUGAAGUGAUAUUUUUCGAACAAUUGUGAUUGGGGCCAUUAUGGCAUCGACGAUGUUGCACGUACGCUCACGUUUCGCGAUUUCCAACAAUUUUCCGGAAUAUUGGUUCCUCUUAUGAGAUUAUUUGACGGAAACGUGAGAUCUUCGUGCAUAAAUGCAUUUAAUCGAAUGUGUUCUAAAUGCUUCAUAAAAGACGUAAUGAUUUUUUUUAUACUCGCCCAGUGGCCUGUCAUUAAUAUUUAAAUCCCCGUUAUCUCAGAAUGGUUCUGAAUCGUAACGACAAGAGAAAGAAGAAAGAAGGAGAUCUGGUGGAUCUUAUGGAACCACUUUCAGGAUCUCCAAAGAGGACCAAAGUUCACGCACAAAGAAAGUUUGCACAAGGUGCAAAUACAGUGUUCAAUACAUCACCUACACCUGUCAAGGACAAGGAGAAAACUAAACCUGCCACGAUUACAGAAUUAAUAACGCAUAAACGCCCAAAUACUGAGGACUUUCUAACGUUUUUAUGCUUUAGAGGAACAUCCAUUUUACCAGCUAGUUUAAAUUUCUUUAAUGCUGGUAACAAAAAAGAGAAACAAAGGCCUACAUCAGCUCGUACUUCUACAGAUAAAGUAUCAUCCUGUACCAGUACUUCUACAGAAGUCCAGAAACAAGACACAGGCCAGAAAAAUGUGACAAAAGUUAAACCUGUUGUCCCAGACAAAAAAAAAGUGCCUACUACGAUACAUAAAAGCAUUACCAAACUUAAAACAGCAACAUCUACAGUUCAAGCGCUUAAAAAGAAAUAUCAAGAGCAGCGCCUUGCUAAACAAAGGAUUAAGAAUAAAUUCAAAGCCACAUGUGUUAUGAGAACAAGAUCAUGUACAGAGAGAUCUAUGAUGAAGGCUGGUAUUCAAUUAGCACCGAGAAAAUUUUUACCUAGAAUUGAAACAAAGAGACACGGCUUGAGAAGUGGUGUACUGCCAGAUAAAAGCAACAAAUCUUUAUUGAAGACAAAAAUCGUGUCGCCCAAACCAAAGAAGAAAGUUAAUCCAAAAUUGAAAAAUAAUGAUGUAUCGUAUACAGAUAUGUCUGAGGAGGAGCAUGAUGAAAAAGAUGAUGAGGAAGAAGAGUUACCUGUGGAAAAAUCGACUUCGCAGAUAAAACGCAACAUACAAAGAGGAAAUAUUCAGAAAAAGAUUUGUACUAGAAGCAAGUCGGAAAUGAGGAGAGUUACAAGAUCAUACAGUGGCAUAAUCUCCUCGCAAAAUCCCUCUAGAAGGCCUACCAGAAAAACUAAAGAAGCAGCUGCUCUGUACAUGGAAAUUCUUGGUAGGAAAUUAGUAAGCCCAGAUCUAGAGAAUGAAGAUAACGUUUCGGUCGAGAGUUUCCCCGAAUUGCCAAAUGCUCGUAGGAUAGCGCAAACGGAAAAUGAGCUUAAAGCCAAAGUAAAACAGACUAAUACGAAAACUGUUAGUAAAACUAAAGAUUCUAAAGUUAAUUCGUUCAACAGUAACAAUAAUAAGCGAUUGGAUAAGAGCAAAAAUAAUAAAUUAAUUCUAAAAAGCAAACGUCUAAUGAGAGUGCAGAGAUAUUGCGAGGAAGAUAGCGACGAAGAAUCUGAAAGCUCAGUAGAGACGAAUAAUACAAGACCUAUUACCAGACAGAGUCUUGGAAAACUUGACAAACCGAUCGGUAGGAGUCUCAGAUCGUCCUCCAAGAGUACAACUGUACAAUCAGAAGUACAAACUAACACAAAUAACAAACCGAAGAUUCAAGUUCAAAGUUGUAUGAAAUCUUCUAAGGAAAAAUUUGUGAUGAAACGUAAACGUGAUCAAAAUUUAUCUAAAACACCAUCAGAUAAAAUUAGUGGAUCAAAACAGAAAAAUCUGAAAAAUGAUCAAAACAAAAAUGCAGAAUCCGAAGAAGAAACAUUGGGAAUGUUGCUUAAUAAAAUGAAAAAGAAAAAAGAGAAUGAUGAUGAAGAAGAACGAAUUUUAGAUAAUGUUAAUAACGUGAAAAAUGGCGAGACAAUUGCCAACGAUGCGCAAAACACGCAUACGAAACCAGAUUUGCCAAAAGUAUCAGAUGAUGAGGAAUCGUUUCGCGGAUUUACCAAAAAGGCGAUAUCAAAAGUUUUGAAUUCGUGUCAUGCUAAUGUUAAUUUACUAAAAUCAGAAUCAAAUGACAAACUAAACUUACUCAAAACGUUAGAUGUUCCGGAUCAAACAGUAAAUCAGAACAAAACUUUGCAAGAAAAUAAUGAAGAAAAGACUUCAUUGAUCAAGACUGAGUCUUCAGCAAAUAUGUUAAACGACGAAUGUAAUAUAUCUAUACAAGAUCAAAAAUCGAUAUUGGAUCUAUCCCUCAAGACACAAAACUCCUUAUUACCAUCAAUUGAACAGGUACAGAGUAAAAAGUGUAAUCACGAGAACGAGGUUUCUCCUAAUCUCAUAGAUAUGCCAUUGUCGACUCUUCAUACAAGAAAAGAACGGGUGAAUAUGUCGACAGAGCAAAUAGAAAAGUGGCUGAACGAAAGCUCACUUGCCAAAGAAGAGAGCAAGCUAGAGAUGGAGAAUGUUGUUACCUUCAAAUACGAGCCUGUGGAAAAAUUGAAGGCAGAUUCCUCGCAUUUAUCUAUCUCGACAAAAAUCCAGCAUCUAGUACGUCCUGUUAAUGUAACGCUUUCGAAGUUAACGGAUAAAAUGAGCUUGAAGGACCGUACUACAAUCGUGCAGAGUAGAAAUAUAAUGCAAGUAGCAUCUAAUGUACAUAAUGUCGAAGCGAAGCAGCAGAAUAUUGUGAAUAAAAAUAAGACUAAUACCGAAUUUGUGAAAGAAAUUGUUAAAAUUAAAUGUGAAAAGACCAGCAAGGACACUAAUCUCGUUGAGGACACUAGCGAUACCGUGUCAAAGUCGGAUCAAAACUCAACGGACGGCUCUAUAGAGAAGAAAUCGCCGGCGGAAAAGAAAAUAUUUCAACCGCGAAAAUCCUUCAUACCGAAGGUUAAACGUAAAUUGGUCAUUCCGAACGCGAAUGCAUUUUCACCGGAGAAUGAGAGUAGCGUUUACGCGUUUGAAAGCGACACCGAGGUUCCCAUUAGCACGCCCUUCAGGAGGAAGACUAAGGACACCGCGAAAUUAACUGCUACAGGUACAGAGAGCAAAAUUGCUGAUAAAUCAAAUUUUGAAUAUCCCGAAACAUUAAUAGACAUCAAGGAGGAACCGAUCGAAAUGAUCGUGAAGAAAGAACAGGAGACGCAAGGCCCGAUAAACGCAGCGAGCACGACCCUGAAUAAGUUUGAGCUGCCUAAGAAUUUCGCUGGCUUGACCAAUGUCCAAGUGUUACCGCUCGAUAAGCUCACAACAAGUUGGAGCAAUGUAAAUUGCAGUGCUUCUAUAGCUGUCCAGGUAAACCUCGACGAGACUACGCAAGACCAGCAGAAUGAGGCGAAUCAGCAACGGAGUACCGAAAUAUCUACCCAGACCGAAACGAGCAACGAGAAUGAUGACGAUAACGAUGGACAGCUAUUUUACAUUCCAUUGCAAGCUGUUACGAGAAGCGGCCCGAACUUGGUACAAGGACAACAGCUGAUUCAAGGCGUUGCUGUUAAACUCGGCACGGAAGGACCGACCGGUCCUAAUCAAAGAGUACUACUUCGGGCUAAAUUGGUCACUAAGCCACCGUUGUCCGUAGCGCGUUGUCCACCGAUAGGAACGGUACAGCCGACAACGCGCACACCACCCAAUCCCACGGCUAUCACAGUGGAUCAACAGCAAGUUCCGUCGACCUCAACGACCACAACUGUUUCGACCGCGAUAGCAAGUACGCCGGAGACCCAGCCGAUUUCACCCGUGAAAAAUGACAUCUCGGUGCCAAUCUUAAAUCGUCCAAAUGUCAGUACAAGCGCCAAUAAUUUGGAAAAAGCAAAGUCUCCGAAAUUAUCUAGAGAAAGGAAAACUUCUAUAGAUUCGACAAAAAGUGGCAAGAGGACGCAAACGAAAUCCAAACAGAAAGUAUCUGAAUUGUAUUCUUCAAGUAAUAACACUACGUUCCCAAGUGCGAAAAACACAAAUAAUGAGGCUCGCGUAGUCGAGGCACCAACGUUUCAUCCAACGGAGAAAGAUUUCCAGGAUCCUUUGGAGUAUAUAGACAAAAUAAGACCGAUUGCCGAGAAGUUUGGAAUAUGUAGAGUCGUGCCUCCGCCGAAUUUUAAACCAGAAUGCAAAGUAUCUGAUGACAUGAGAUUCACUGCUUAUAAUCAAUAUGUGCAUCGCAUGCUCCAUAGAUGGGGUCCUAAUGUAAAAGAAAUGAUGGCUAUUAAGAAAUAUUUAGCCACUCAGAGUAUUACUUUGACUCAACCACCAUGGAUUGGUGGAAUGGAAGUUGAUUUACCUCACUUGUAUCAAACAGUUCAAAACUUGGGUGGAUUGAAAGAAGUUAUUGAAAAAAAGAAAUGGCAAAAGGUAGCAGAUGGCAUGAAGAUACCUAAAUCUGCACAAGAUCGCGUUACCAAAUUAGAUGAUAUUUACUGCAAAUAUUUAUUACCAUAUGAUACAUUAUCCCCAGAGGAACGCGAAAAAUUGUUUGACGAAGUUGAAGCUGAAUGGACGAGAAAGGAAAGCAAAACUUUGCAAAGGCAAGAAGCAUCAUCCAAUGAUAAUGAGGAGGAAGAAGAUGAUGACAGUUCCGAUGAGAUUGAGGAAUGUAUUGUGAAGGGAAGAAAUAUGCCAUUGAACGCCUUUUACCGAAUCGCCCGUAAUACACAACGUAUGUGGUUCGGCGAAAAUCAACGAGGAAACGAAGCCGAAGGCGCUUCAGCCGACGAGGUGGAGAGUGCGUUUUGGAAACAUGUUGCCGAAAGGAAACGUCACGUUUGCGUACACGCGGCGAGCAUCGAUUCAAGCGGUCGUGGAUUUGGUUUUUCCGUUGCCAAAAACAGCCCAUUCGCCAGACACCCUUGGAAUCUCAAAGUACUCACUAAUAAUGCCGGAUCGGUAUUGAGAGCCUUGGGCCCGUUAAUGGGUGUGACCGUGCCAACGCUGCACGUGGGUAUGCUGUUUAGUGCUUGUUGCUGGUAUCGCGAUCCGCAUGGUCUGCCAUGGAUAGAAUAUCUACACACAGGUGCUAAGAAAAUUUGGUACGGGAUACCUGACGAACAUAACAACAAUUUCCAAAAAGCGCUCUCGAAGAUGGUACCACGAUAUUGUAAAAAUAAGACUAUAUGGUUACCUUCCGACACUGCCAUGGUUCCACCGGAAUUAUUAGUCAGUAACAAUGUACCGUUAUGUAAGACUGUCCAAGAGCCGGGACAGUUUAUAAUUGUAUUUCCGAAAGCAUUCACGUCAAGCAUAUGCACCGGUUACGUUGUAUCCGAGAGUGUGUAUUUCGCACAACCAUCCUGGUUAGAAACAGCCGAACAAGUUUUCAAGGACAUACAAGACAGUUGCGAACCCUCUAUAUUUUCAUUCGAGAGAUUAUUAUUUAAUAUUAUUAAUGAUACCAGAUCUCAUAUAGAUAUAUUAAAACAGAUAUUACCAAGCGUGAUCAAGAUCCGUGAGAAGGAGUUAGAUUAUCGUAAACUAUUGGAAAAUGCGGGUCUUAACAAUAGAGAAAGAUUGCCUCUGCCAGAUAGUGGAAAAGGGAAAAAAGGGAAAAAAGUGAAAGAGGAUGAUGGUGAUUUCGAAUGUGAGACAUGUAGAGCCAAUUUGUUUGUCUCAUUGGUAAACAAUUCGCAAGAUGAUAGUGUCUAUUGUUUACCGCACGCAUUGCAAUUAAUCAAUCAUAAAAAGCAGAUUCUGAAACAUUGCACUUUAAUGUAUACCUACGACGAAGACGAAUUGGAUGGAUUAAUUAGCAAACUGGAACACAGGAUUGAAACCAAAUCUAAAAAACCUAAUCAAAUAAAACAAAAUAAAUAAAAGAAAAAUAAGUGUUAUUUAAUUUAUAAAGGAUGAAAGUUGAUUAUUAUUUAUUAAUUAAUAUUAUAAUUAUUAUUAGAAGAAGGGAACGUGAUCGCACUGUAUCACGCUCAUUAUAUAUAAUAGAUGAUUAGAAAAUUUCCUAAUAUUCAUACAAUGAAUGUAUAGUAAGAUGAACAUAUAGUAAAAGAUAAUGUAAACGAUCUUAUACAAAUAGGUGAAAAGUUUUCUAUGAUGUUAUGUGAUUUAAUCUAAUAUUCUUUCAAUGGCAAAAAUAAUCGAAUAAUUACAAUAUUGUAAUGUAUCUAUAUAGUA